Molecule: messenger RNA, 378 nt
Organism: Aspergillus oryzae RIB40
Lineage: Eukaryota; Fungi; Ascomycota; Eurotiomycetes; Eurotiales; Aspergillaceae
Exons: 2
Coding region: 1-378 (125 amino acids)
Source: RefSeq, a predicted model, not a curated record
AUGAUUGAUAUAAGAUUCCACGAUUCCACUGCCAUCUGCAACACCAUCGUCAACUACGCAAUCAACAAGACCUCCGAGCCAGUGAUCGGGUUCCUGCUACGCAACGACGAUAACUGCGUGACAAAGGUUACUGCAUAUGUUGGCCGUUACGAACCAACCGGAGUAGAUAUCCUAUACGGUAUCGAGUUGACCUAUAAAGACGGCAAAAGGAGCAUCCGGGUUGGAACCCGAGGCGAGUCCAGCAAGAGUUUAUCUCUUGGCCAUGGUGAAAAGAUCAGUCAUAUGGUGAUACGCGCGACAGAUCGCGUCGACGGUCUGGAGGUGAAAACCAACAGAGACCAACACUCCACAGUGGGAGGAAGGUGGAGAACAUCAUGA